Molecule: messenger RNA, 1661 nt
Organism: Lolium rigidum
Lineage: Eukaryota; Viridiplantae; Streptophyta; Magnoliopsida; Poales; Poaceae
Product: glyceraldehyde-3-phosphate dehydrogenase GAPB, chloroplastic
Exons: 8
Coding region: 80-1411 (443 amino acids)
Biological process (GO): glucose metabolic process
Cellular component (GO): chloroplast
Molecular function (GO): NADP binding; NAD binding; glyceraldehyde-3-phosphate dehydrogenase (NAD+) (phosphorylating) activity
Source: RefSeq, a predicted model, not a curated record
UCGACGGACGGACGGACAUAGAUAAAUAUACCGGCGCACCACCAUUUACAGUUUGCCUAGCAGCAGCAGCAGAUCAGCAAUGGCCGCCCAUGCAGCUCUCGCCGCCACCCGCAUCCCCACCAGUGCCCGGCUGCACAGCAGGGCCGCCUCCAAGCAGAGGGUGGACUUCGCCGACUUCUCUGGGCUGAGGCCGGGAUCGUGCUCCGUGAGCGCCGCAGCGAGGGAGACGUCCUUCUCCGAUGUCCUCGGCGCUCAGCUCGUAGCCAGGGCUUCCGGGGAGAACGCUGUGAGGGCUCCGGCAGAGGCGAAGCUGAAGGUGGCGAUCAACGGGUUCGGCCGCAUCGGCCGCAACUUCCUCCGGUGCUGGCACGGCCGCGAGAACUCCCCGCUUGAGGUCGUCGUCAUCAACGACAGCGGCGGCGUCAGGAAUGCGUCCCACCUGCUCAAGUACGACUCCAUGCUCGGCACCUUCAAGGCCGACGUGAAGAUCGUCGACAACGAGACCAUCAGCGUCGACGGCAAGAACAUCCAGGUCGUCUCCAACAGGGACCCGCUCAAGCUGCCAUGGGCCGAGCUCGGCAUCGACAUCGUCAUCGAGGGUACUGGAGUGUUCGUCGACGGCCCCGGCGCCGGGAAGCACAUCCAGGCCGGCGCCAAGAAGGUCAUCAUCACCGCUCCGGCCAAGGGCGCCGACAUCCCGACCUAUGUGAUGGGUGUCAACGAGGGAGGUUACGACCAUGACGUGGCCAACAUCGUCAGCAAUGCUUCCUGCACAACCAACUGCCUUGCCCCAUUCGCCAAGGUCUUGGACGAGGAAUUCGGAAUCGUGAAGGGAACCAUGACCACCACGCAUUCCUACACCGGCGACCAGAGGCUGCUCGACGCGUCCCACCGUGACCUGCGGAGGGCCAGGGCCGCCGCGCUGAACAUCGUGCCGACGAGCACCGGCGCCGCCAAGGCCGUCUCCCUGGUGCUGCCCCAGCUGAAGGGCAAGCUCAACGGCAUCGCGCUCCGCGUGCCCACCCCCAACGUCUCCGUGGUGGACCUCGUCAUCAACACCGUCAAGAAGGGCAUCACCGCAGACGACGUGAACGCGGCGUUCCGCAAGGCCGCCGACGGGCCCAUGAACGGCAUCCUCGGCGUCUGCGACGAGCCGCUCGUGUCAGUCGACUUCAGGUGCUCCGACGUGUCCACCACCAUUGACGCCUCGCUCACCAUGGUCAUGGGCGACGACAUGGUCAAGGUCGUCGCCUGGUACGACAACGAGUGGGGUUAUAGCCAGCGUGUGGUCGAUUUGGCGCACCUGGUGGCGAGCAAGUGGCCGGGUGCGGAGACGACGGGCAGCGGCGACCCGCUGGAGGACUACUGCAAGACCGACCCGGCCGCCGAGGAGUGCAAGGUGUUCGACUGAGCUCAGCUCAGUGUCAUGUCUUGGCGUACGUAAGGAGGUCUCACCGAGGCUGUUCAGAAGAUGCAACGAAGCACGUACAAACUAUUAUCCUCUAUAUAUAUCAGGAAUCGGGCAGGAUAGACGAUUCUACCGUUCUUGGAUUCGCUGCCCGUGUUUUGUUCAUAGAGAAAAUAAUAUUGUUGGCGGAAUGAGCCAUUUCUAUGAGGUGUACUGAACUUAAUUGAAACAUAUGUGUCACCGUUUCUCUCGA